AUGGGUGUCAACAUGUCAACAUUGGUCGGCUGGGCCGUCAUUGCCAGCGCUCUCGUCGGUUACAAGGUGUAUCUUGACAACAGGAACAGACCAGCUGUCCGUCAAGUUGCCCGCCAGCUUCAUACCGAGAAGCCUGCUGGCCAGAACCGCAAAGAGCCCAAGGAGAAGGCGAAGCGACAAAGGGUGGAAGCUUACUCCAAAGACACCGAGGAGACGGGCAAGACCGCCCAGCUGAAGACUCGUGCCAGCAAGCCAUCGGCUGCUUCCUCGAGACUCUCCAACGAUAGCUCCGAUGACGAGGUCGACAAUAGGGAGUUUGCCAGGCAAUUGGCCAGCAUCAAGCAGGGCACAAACCUGAAUGCCACCAAGAAGGCCGACGAGAAGAGACAAAAGUCAGUGAAGCAGUCUCGUGCCCAGGUCAUUGACGAGAAGCCAAAGGAGCCCAAGGUCUCCGCCCCCUCCUCAACUGCCGGCGUUGACGCCGAUGACGACGCGUCUUCGGCUGCUUCCCCUGCCGUCACACCUGCGGAUGCCGGCGAUGUCUCGGAUAUGCUUGAGCCCAAGUCGUCCGGCCCCUCUGUCCUCCGCCUCACCGACACCGAGAAGGUGAAGCCCAAGAAGGAGAAGAAGGCCAAGGAGCCUGAGAAGACGGAAACCAAGAAGCAGAGACAGAACCGUCGUAAAAAGGAGCUUGAGCAGGAGCAGCGCCAAGAGGACGAGCGUCAGCGCAAGGUCGCCGAGGAGGCCCAAAGACGACAGGCCCGCAUCGCGGAGGGUCGCGCUGCCAAGGACGGCUCUGAAUUCACCAACAAGGCCGUCAAGGAGUCUGUCUGGACCGCCGGUAAGACUGAGAGCAAGUCCACCAAUGGCCAGACAGCUCCUGUGCAGCCACUCGACACCUUCGACACCGACAGUUAUACCGAUGUGUCUAUUCCCACCCAAACCGACUCGACUUCCAAAGCCUCCACUGCUAAGCAGGCCGGUGCCCCGAACAACUGGAUUGCCUCCCUCCCCUCCGAGGAGGAGCAGAUGAAGAUGAUCGAAGAUGAAGAGGCCUGGAACACUGUUCCAUCCAAGAAGUCUAAGAAGAAGAAGACGGCCGAGGCCACCUCCCCCGCCGAUAGCGCCGGCGAGUCUGAGCCAGUCGCCGCCACCAAGGCUCAGCCUGCCACAAAGCCCCGUGCUACCAAUGGCACCGCUCCCAGCAGACCCGCCAAGAUCAUCUCCCAGCAGUCAUCCUUUGCUGCUCUGACUCCAAACGACGAUGAGACCAGCAAGGAGUGGGAUGUGUAA
Messenger RNA from Podospora pseudocomata, 1293 nucleotides. RefSeq lists its product as uncharacterized. NCBI's taxonomy places the organism in Eukaryota, Fungi, Ascomycota, Sordariomycetes, Sordariales, Podosporaceae. The coding region runs from base 1 to 1293 and encodes 430 amino acids. The transcript has a single exon. The record is from RefSeq and is a predicted model, not a curated record.